AUGAAAGACUCAACAAAAUCUAAUUUGUAAACUCCAAAAAAAGAAGGAUUUACAAGAUAUGAUAAGACACCUUCCGCUAAAUAAAUGAUCUCUCCUAUUAGCGAGAAAAAAAUAAAUGCUGCAAUAAAUGAUAACUAAGCUAUUUUUAAAUCACCUAUGAUUGGCGGAAAUCGUUUAAUUACUGGAUAAAACUUGAGUGACUCCCCUAACUACUAGGGAUAUGAUGGCACUCCAUUCCAGCCUCUGUCUUUCCCAGGCGAAUAUCCUCCAAGCGACAUUCACUUUCAUAGCCCUUUUAAAAGAGACUUUACAAGCCUUGUUCAUCCAAUUAUCCACACUCAAAAUGCUUACCAUAAAUUAUAAUAAUAUACCAGCAACCCUUCAAGUCCAUUUUAAGAGAAAAAUAAUAUUCAUCAUCAUCAUCAACCUGAAUUCGUAUUGAAUAACUAUUUUUAAUAGCACGAAGAAACAGGAUAAGUGGAGAAUUAGAAUGGUGAAGAAUAAAAAAACACUGAAAAAUAAAAUAUAGAAACUGAUUUAAUUUUUAGCGAAUAGAAUGGUAUAAGCCUAUUAGCUUGUGAAACUUUAAUCAAGGAUGUUAGAGAUUAAGAACCUAAUGCAUCUGGAACUGUGAUAAUGAAAAAACCUAAAUUUAUAAUUGAAUUUGAAAAUGAGACUGAACUGUAAAAUUUUAAGGAAAGUGACGAAUUUAAGUAAUUAAUAAGUAAAAUAAACUUUUCAGAAAACUAUUUUCAAUUUGAAAUUCCCUCAAACGAGUAAAAUUUUAAUGGAAAAUCUUUGUUUAGUACAGGUUCUCGUUACUCUAAAAAAAGCUUCUCUUCUCAAAGAACCCCACCAUUUAAAGGCCAAAUUAGUAACAGAUAUAUAUCUCCCAAUCCUUAUUUCCAAUUUAUGAUGAAAAAAAAUCUUCCAUAUUAGUACUCAAUGAAUUCCUACUAUUACAGCUAAGAAAUGCCACCAUAAUCUAACUCUCCAAAUGUUAAAAAUAAUAUUUUGCAUAGAAAUUUAAAUCAUGAUACUAGAGUAGUUCCUAGAUAAGAUGGUCCUUUUGCUAGUAAUAAAUCAGCUUCUUUAGUUUAUUAAAAUAAGUAGUUAGGAAAGUUACUCUUUGAUAAUAAUCAUGAAAAAGAAAUAAGUGAUAAUGAAAAUUCAGACUCCUAAGAGCAAAUUAAGAAUGUAAACAAUAAGUCAAAAAAGCAAGAAGGCAGUAGCGAAGAUUAAUCACCAUAACAAGACUCUAAAUAUAAUUCAGUCUAAAAAUAAACUAGAAAAAUAUUAAAGGAAAAUGAUGAUAAAAAUGACAUAUUUGAAGACACAAAUACAAUUAAUUUCCCUUUAAAUGAAUAUUAAAAGCAAAGCCUUAAAGAUAAACAUAAAAAAAUCCAUAAUAAAGCAAACACCACUUUUCUUUAAUAACAAAUUUAAAAAAUUAAAAAAAGUGCUUCAUACUAAGAAUAAUCCCAAAAUGCAUCGUAAGAGAUGAAUGAAGAUAUUGAAGAAGUUUAACUUAAAAAUCCCAUCCUCCUUUCUUCUGCUAAAAGAAAAAUCGAAUAAUAAAACGAAACAUAAAACGAUCAAAUAAAUGAUAAGUCAGUUAAUCUUAACAGUUAUUCUUAAACUACUGCUAAAAAGGCUAGAUCUAUCUCAAAAAAUGAUAGUUCUCACUAAGAUAGCAUAAAUAAAAAAAGACGCCACUUUGAUACACCAAAUGUCAAGAAAAAUGAGUUUUCUACACCUUCAACUAAAAAAAAAUAUGAUUCACAACAAUAACAGUCAAAUCAAGAUUUAGUAUAAAAUAAAAAAUCCUCUUCUAAAAAUCAUUUAGACUCAAAAACUCAAAGUUCUAAAAAUAACAGAUCUCAAUAAUCAUAAUAAAAAUAAAAUGAGAAAAUGAAUAGCUUGGUUUCUGACUUUUCAAAUGAAGUUCAAAAUAAUUUAAAAAAUUAAGCUUAAUUUAAUAACGAAGAUGAUAACAAUCAUAGCCACAGUGAUCUUAUGUGUGACCAUGACCAUGACCAUGAACACCACCAAAGGAGUGAAUUAUAAGAUAGAGACAUGAUGGCUGAAGAUGAAGAUUUAAGGGAUGAUGAUGAUUUGUAAGAUGAAGAAAACAAUCUCUAAGAUAUAGAUGAAAACGACAAAAAGGAGUGUUGUGGUUGUAAGAAAACAAAGUGUUUGAAAUUAUACUGUGAAUGCUUCUAAGCAAUGAAAUACUGUGUUGGUACAAAUUGCUAAGGCUGUCUUAAUAAACCAGAAUACGAAGACUAGCGUAAGCAUGCCAUGGAACUUAUUCAACAAAGAAAUAGUAGUGCCUUUGAUCCAAAAGCUGAUAAAAGUGAUUAAUACUAUAAGAGUGAUAGUGGUACAAAGGCAAUUCACAGUAAAGGAUGCAAUUGUAAAAAAAGUGACUGCAGAAAGAAAUAUUGCGAGUGCUACUAAAUGGGUGCUAAGUGUACCCAUCUUUGCAAAUGCUACAACUGCAAAAAUAGACAUGAUUCAAACCCUCAUUACUUCAGUGGAAGUAAAUAAGGAAUGCCCAUACACUCUCUUUACAUAGACGGUGUUCCUUCUCAUAUUCCCCCUCCUCCUCUCCCUCAUUUAUUAGGAGUUCCACAUUAAUAUCCUUUUAGAGGAUCAAAUUAAGCACCACCUGUAAUCUUUUAAUAUCCUUCGAUGUACCAUCAUCAUCCUCACUCUAUUUAAAAUUAUGGAAUGUAUGAUAGCUGGAAUUAUUAUCAUCCUGAUUAUAAUAUUUAACGUCAGGGAGAAUCAUCUAAUAAUAACAGUAAUAAUCAAAAUUAAUAAGGAUAAUAAAAUGUAGAAUUUGAUAACACUCCAAGAUUUAACAGUAUCAAAAGAUAGUAACCUAUGUAUUAAAAAUCUAAUGUAUCUGUUAAAGAUUUUUAAAAUUCAGUAAUGGAAUGA
Molecule: messenger RNA, 2946 nt
Organism: Tetrahymena thermophila SB210
Lineage: Eukaryota; Ciliophora; Oligohymenophorea; Hymenostomatida; Tetrahymenidae
Product: tesmin TSO1-like CXC domain protein
Exons: 6
Biological process (GO): regulation of DNA-templated transcription
Cellular component (GO): nucleus
Source: RefSeq, a predicted model, not a curated record